AUGAGCAUGCGCGAUGACUCGAUAGAUGCUCUACUUGUUGAGUUCGACAAGUCGUUGAAUAUGAGCCGCCGUGUGUUCCAAGACCACGUCCCUGAGACCGGUACUGGAUCUUCGUUCCCUGGAGGCGACGACUGGUUUGCCAUCUUCAAAAAGGCCAAAGCUCGAGGCGAACGCGAAUGUGCUAUCUGCAUUAACGCGUUCAGCUCGUCAAUGGAGGGUGUAUCUCUCCUCAGUUGCUCUCAUGCUUUUCACUCGCAAUGCCUCUCUGCAUUCGAGGACUUCAACAUCUACGAAGUCUCGCUAUGCCCAGUUUGUCGCGCUAGUUAUCGGAAACAGGCAUGGCUCCAUCUUGGAAACCUUAAAUAG
This is a messenger RNA of Phytophthora nicotianae INRA-310, 366 nucleotides long. RefSeq lists its product as hypothetical. The transcript is spliced from 4 exons. NCBI's taxonomy places the organism in Eukaryota, Oomycota, Peronosporomycetes, Peronosporales, Peronosporaceae. Bases 1 to 366 code for a protein of 121 amino acids. The record is from RefSeq and is a predicted model, not a curated record.